Molecule: messenger RNA, 1196 nt
Organism: Colletotrichum destructivum
Lineage: Eukaryota; Fungi; Ascomycota; Sordariomycetes; Glomerellales; Glomerellaceae
Product: Putative survival protein SurE-like phosphatase/nucleotidase
Exons: 2
Coding region: 273-1196 (307 amino acids)
Cellular component (GO): P-body
Molecular function (GO): hydrolase activity
Source: RefSeq, a predicted model, not a curated record
UCACUAUCCUCAUAUGACACGUACAUCACUGAAGGCCGCCUCAUGGGCCAGAAACGAAGCCCCUUAGGGUUAACAAGGCGCUCCUUGACUCAUCCGGUUUUUGGCCAGAAUUUGGAGAAACUCCGAGCAUUAUUUAUAGCCAGAUCCCACCACUGCCUUAUCAAGUAGCUAAUUACUUUUUUCACACUCAUAACUUAUGAAGGCUUGACCUUCUCUCAUCAACCCUCGUCAACGCUUUUAGCCCAACAAUAGAUACGCUUCUCGCAUCCAAGAUGCAUAUUCUCGUCACGAACGACGACGGUCCUCCGUCGCCGAAUUCUUCCCCCUAUAUUCGUUCCCUCGUCCAUUAUCUCCAAAAAGCCGGUCACGUGGUCUCCGUCUGCCUACCACAUACCCAACGCUCCUGGAUUGGCAAGGCUCAUAUGAUCGGGAAAAUAGUCGAGACAUCCAGUUACUACCCUUCCGCGGACCUUCACGCUACUGAGGAUACCGCCUCAAGUGAAUUGUCUCUAGUCAGCGCUGAUGAGUGGACCCUCAUCGACGGGACACCAGCUUCGUGUGUACAGAUCGGUCUAUACCACUUCUUUCAGGGGCGAGGGCCCAUUGAUAUCGUGGUUAGCGGGCCUAAUUACGGGGGUAAUACAACUGCCGUUUUUGGGCUUAGCUCAGGGACACUAGGGGCCGCGCUCGAAGCCGCAAUGUGCAAGCGGAAAGCAAUCGCCAUCAGUUUUGCCUCGUCAUCACAAAAUCAUAAUCCUGAGGUCAUUGACGGGGCGGCAAGGCACUCGGUCAAAGUCAUCGAGAAACUCUACCAUUCGUGGCCCUUAGGGGAUGAAGUGGAUCUUUACAGCGUCAACGUGCCGCUUGUCGAAGGCAUAGAGAACCAUAAGACGCUUUACACGGGGAUCUUUCAAAAUUACUGGGGCGACGGUAGCUCUUUUCAGGAGGUUCAUGGAGAGAUAUGUAACGAGGAUAACGAGAAGAAGGUUGGUGAGGGGGUCAAUGAGGAGCUGUGCAGCGGCAACGAAAAGUAUAACCAGGUUGCGGGCAGCAGGGGACAUCUGAAUAGGUACUUCAAAUGGAUGCCCCGGUUAGCUGAUGUGCAUCGACAAGUUGAGGAAGCGGCACCCGGAAACGAUGCUUGGACUGUCCAGGAGGGUUACACAAGUACCGACAUUAACGUGUUCACAGCGUAA